AUGUCAUUCAGAUCAUCAAUUAGAGCUGCUAAAGCUGUCUCAAGAGCUACUAGAUCAGUUAACACUAGAUCUUUAACUACUUUAACUAAAAUUGCUAAUGCUACCGUUGCUAACACCACCCCAGUUUCAAGAAUUGGUGCUGUUAGAGGUGUUAAAACCAUUAACUUUGGUGGUAUGGAUGAAGUUGUUUACGAAAGAGCUGACUGGCCAAGAGAAAAAUUAUUAGAAUAUUUCAAAAACGAUACCUUAGCUUUAAUCGGUUACGGUUCCCAAGGUUACGGUCAAGGUUUAAACUUAAGAGAUAAUGGUUUAAAUGUUAUCAUUGGUGUUAGAAAAGAUGGUGCUUCAUGGAAAGCUGCUAUUGAAGAUGGUUGGGUUCCAGGUGAAAACUUAUUCGAUGUUAACGAAGCUAUCUCAAAAGGUACUUACAUCAUGAACUUAUUAUCUGAUGCUGCUCAAUCUGAAACUUGGAACAGUAUUAAACCACAAUUAACUGAAGGUAAAACUUUAUACUUCUCCCACGGUUUCUCCCCAGUUUUCAAGGAAUUAACCAAAGUUGAACCACCAACCAACAUUGAUGUUAUCUUAGCUGCUCCAAAAGGUUCAGGUAGAACUGUUAGAUCAUUAUUCAAAGAAGGUAGAGGUAUUAACUCAUCUUAUGCUGUCUGGAACGAUGUUUCCGGUAAAGCUGAUGAAAAAGCUAUUGCUUUAGCUGUUGCCAUUGGUUCAGGUUACGUUUACCAAACCACCUUCGAAAGAGAAGUUAACUCAGAUUUAUACGGUGAAAGAGGUUGUUUAAUGGGUGGUAUCCACGGUAUGUUCUUAGCUCAAUACGAAGUCUUAAGAGAAAACGGUCACACUCCAUCAGAAGCUUUUAAUGAAACUGUUGAAGAAGCUACCCAAUCAUUAUACCCAUUAGUUGGUAAAUACGGUAUGGAUUACAUGUAUGAUGCUUGUUCUACCACUGCUAGAAGAGGUGCUUUAGAUUGGUACCCAAGAUUCAAAGAUGCUUUGAAACCAGUCUUCACUGACUUAUAUGAAUCCGUUAAAAACGGUAGUGAAACUCAAAGAUCUUUAGAUUUCAACUCACAACCUGAUUACAGAGAAAGAUUAGAAGAAGAAUUAGAAGUUAUCAGAAAUAUGGAAAUCUGGAAAGUUGGUAAAGAAGUUAGAAAAUUAAGACCAGAAAACCAAUAG
Yamadazyma jaroonii is the source of this 1197-nucleotide messenger RNA. The record is from the annotation of a GenBank genome assembly. Lineage: Eukaryota; Fungi; Ascomycota; Pichiomycetes; Serinales; Debaryomycetaceae.